AUGGGGUUGGGUUAUAGCAUCGAUAGAUAUCGUCAUCCUGAGAAAUAUCCUGAUGUAACCGUUGGUCCUACAUUCGAUCCAUUAUAUGGAUUCGCCGAAGGAAGAAAAGUGAAAACUGCGCCAUAUACUCCAGAAGAAAUGGCACGUUUAAGUAUUCCAUUAGAUCAUCGUGACUAUUGUGCACAUUAUUAUCGAGCAAUUAUGUUAUGUUAUGCUGAAUAUCAACCACGUGCCUAUCGUUAUUGUAAUCCUGAAAAACAUGCGUAUCAUGAAUGCUUAAAGGAAGAUCGUCUUGAUGUUAUUAAAGAACAUGAACGAGAAAGACGUUUACGUCUUCGACGAAUAAGAAAAGAAGAAAAAGCUCACAGAGAUAAAAACCUGGAAGAACUACAAGAUCGAAUUGAAAAAUUUGAUCUUGUCGAUGUUAAAGUACAAGGUGUUGUUGUUUGUGACAAAAAUGGUUUGACUUUAACAAAUCGAAGCGUUGAUGUAUCUCCGGGACCCAUUGCUUUAUUGUCCGAAUUAGCGAAGUGUCUAUCGGGAAAACGAGUAACUGUUUGUCUUGAAAAUGUAGAGAACCAAGUACUUAUCAAUCAAACAGAAAAAGCUGUUAUUGCACUUUAUACACACCAUUUAUGA
Messenger RNA from Didymodactylos carnosus, 639 nucleotides. The record is from the annotation of a GenBank genome assembly. Lineage: Eukaryota; Metazoa; Rotifera; Eurotatoria; Philodinida; Philodinidae.